GCCCUCCCCUCCUUUGACAGUUUUCUUAUUUCACCACAUCUUCUAAUGAUUUCCUCUCAAGCCAGGGGAACUAGGGAACUGGAAUUCCCCCGAAGUCAGUGAAUCUAAUGUUUUCUUUAGGCAUGUGAUCCGAGAUUGCGAAAGAUGGGAGAGCUGAGCCUACAAGCAGCCAGAGAAGGGGGGCAAGGAGAGGAAGCAGCUGACUGUAGCCGAUAUUCUUCAGAAAUUUCUCCAGAUUUCUGCCACCAUGAAGAUCUGGCUGAUCCUCCUAGGCCUGGCCGCAACUCUGAUACCAAGCUUCUCACAGGGUCCUGAGGUUACGGAAGAGCCAACCCGGGCCACUAGCAGCAGCAACAACAACAACAACAAGGAAACCGGAACAUGGCACUUCCUCAGCAAGUGGUUUAACAUUUGGUACCCUCAGGGGAUUCCAGUUGAAAAUGAAGAUAAUGCUAAGCUGGAAGAAGAAGGUGAGAGAGAAGGGAGUCAUGAGCAAAAGGAAGCUACUCGUUUGGAAGUUGCAUCUAACAAAAGAGAUGGGGAAGCAGAGGACAAUGAAUGUAAACAGUCAAGAAUCUCUGAGGUUGGUGUCAAGGAAUGUCUGGAUGACACAGAGCUGCCUGCUGGGGCCACAAACACAGCACAGCCAACCACAACAAUACCAGAGGCAACGGCAAGUACCCCUUGCACAUCCAAACAGUGCCAACCACGCAUUAAUCCAUGGGCCACGUGUGUUCGUGCCACUACAGAGGAUGAAAAGAAGUUGUUUGAGGCUCUAACUGAAUUUUCUGUGGAGUUCUAUAAAGCAGCAAUCCGACAUGAGAAGCAUGACUCUAACUUGAUCUUUUCACCCUUCAGUGUCGCAGUGAUGCUCUCCAACCUAUUGCUGGGCACCUGCAGUCAAACCAAGGACCGUCUUGAGAGGCUGCUCUUCUAUCCUGAAGGAUUCACAUGUGUCCAUAGAGCACUAGAGAGUCUCCAGAAAUCAGAGGCAUUUACCUCUGCCAAUGCAAUGUUUUUCCAACCAGCUCUCCCCUUGGGAAAUGAUUUUCGCAACCUGACAAGGAUGUUCUAUAAAACCAAACUGGCUCACCUUACUAAUAACAGCAACCAGGAUGUGACGGACAUCAACAGUUGGGUGAGCCAAAAUACUAACAAGAAGAUCAAGAAGAUUGUGAAUGAGCUGGAUUCUGAUGCCAAGAUGAUACUCCUCAAUGCUGUCUACUUCCACUCCAAGUGGAAGGAAAUGUUUGUAAAGAAAAACACAAAUAAGGGAAAAUUCUACCGCCCAGGCCCAGCUCCCAUCGAUGUUCAAAUGAUGAUGAGUAAGAAAUACCCAAUGGCCUCCUUCAUUGACCACAGCCUGCAGGCUAAGGUUGGCCGACUGCAGCUGUCUAACAACAUGAGCCUGGUCAUCAUCAUGCCCCGUUCCAUAACUCAAAAUCUCACCGAGGUGGAGGAGCGACUCAGCCCAGUUGUCUUCAAGUCAGUGAUGACCAAGCUGGAGAGCACCCAUUUCAAGCCUACCGUGGUGUACCUACCCAAAUUCAAGGCGGACACUUCCCAGAACCUCAUGGACAUAAUUGGGGAUAUGGAUUUUGGCUUUUUCUACGAUGCCGAUCUGUGCGAGAUCUCCACGGAUGAUGAAUUGGCCGUGUCCAGUGUUCACCACAGGGCUGUGCUGGAAAUCAACGAAGAAGGAGUGGAAGCGGCCGCUGCCACAGUCGUCUCCCUGGCACGCACAGCCAAUAUCUUUGAAGUGUCUCAGCCCUUCCUUGUUGCAGUGAUGAGGGAUAAUGGGUUCCCAGUCUUCAUGGGGCGCAUCAACAACCCACAGGCAGCAUAAUGUUCUCCACCUUGCUCCUGUCAGCUUCUGCCAGACACCCACAGGAUUGCCCCUGGCUCAACCUUCACUUUUUACACAUGAAGCCUUGUGCAAGUGGCUGUAACAUGUUCCUUUGGUAUUUCCCCUCAUUUUAUUCUUUUGCAUUAUAAUUUUAUCCUCCCAUUCCUAUGCCUUUUUU
Messenger RNA from Lacerta agilis (Sand lizard), 2024 nucleotides. RefSeq names its product serpin family G member 1 (gene SERPING1). The coding region runs from base 248 to 1846 and encodes 532 amino acids. Gene Ontology annotation, biological process: negative regulation of endopeptidase activity. The record is from RefSeq and is a predicted model, not a curated record. The transcript is spliced from 9 exons. Gene Ontology annotation, molecular function: serine-type endopeptidase inhibitor activity. Lineage: Eukaryota; Metazoa; Chordata; Lepidosauria; Squamata; Lacertidae.